Messenger RNA from Sparassis crispa, 906 nucleotides. RefSeq lists its product as hypothetical. The record is from RefSeq and is a predicted model, not a curated record. The coding region runs from base 1 to 906 and encodes 301 amino acids. NCBI's taxonomy places the organism in Eukaryota, Fungi, Basidiomycota, Agaricomycetes, Polyporales, Sparassidaceae. The transcript has a single exon.
AUGUACACUCUGCGGUUGUCGGGUCUGGCGGAUUUUUUGCGUGCUUGUCCUGGUUUGGUGGAACUCAUCGUUGCGAACGCAUCUCUCAUUCUCCCUGCCGUUGAUCAUCCUCCGGUCACGUUGAAACACCUGCAGAGGCUCAGUAUCGGAGAGAUGUGUAAUGAUGUUCUCAGCUGGUUUCUGGAACACAUCGAGACCCACAGUGCAUUAUCCACUCGAAUAUUCGGUCUUAAAUAUGAUCCCGACAAGCCCCUCCCCGACAUAGCACUUCUUAACGGCUCAACAUUGUUGCAUGUCGGAGCAUCUUCCUCUAUUCUGCUUGUCACCGCCGCGGAUUCUUCAUCUGGCGUUCGCAUCGAAUGCGAGAUACCACGGGCGCCCAUCCUGUAUAAGGGCCCCGGUGUAUUUCCUUGGGCGUCAUGGCCACUCGUUACUAUCACGGAGCUUCACAUCACCGAUUCCAGGGAGGUUUCAGAAUGCGCAGGUCUAUACGCCCUAUUCUGCGCGCUCUCGUCUCUGUCAAUAUUGGUAUACAACGGCGGAGGCAUUUUUCGCCUAAGGGGUGUUCUCAGUUCACUAUCCCGCACCCUCAGCACACCCACACCCCACCCGCCAUGCCCCUCUCUCAGCACAUUGUGGGUCCACAUGAAUUCAGAGUCGUACGCGGUUUGCGACGCACUUGCAGAAUUUGUCGCCACUCGAGCGGGCCUUGGAUAUCCUCUCCACAAUGUCAUCGUGGAAUACGAUGACCCGGACAUGUUGAACAAGGGCGUCCUGCCUGGUUUAGACCUGAUCAAGCACGUCCAGUCGGUCCAGUACAGACAGUCGAGCGGUGCGACAUCCACCGUGCGCUGGCCUGCGGCGGCGUGCAAUGGGGGUACGCACAAGUUCUGGCCAUCCUGGUAG